Microthlaspi erraticum is the source of this 438-nucleotide messenger RNA. The record is from the annotation of a GenBank genome assembly. NCBI's taxonomy places the organism in Eukaryota, Viridiplantae, Streptophyta, Magnoliopsida, Brassicales, Brassicaceae.
AUGUUCGCGCUCGGCCAAAGUCACAUCCGUCCGACUGAAGUCUCGGCCAAAGUCCAAACCGACCGGCCGAUCACGCAACGCGACCCGGGAAACAUUGUCCCGCGGUCGGCCAAGCUUCAAACGCUCCACGCCACGCCGCGCACGACCAAAGCGCGCGAGCCGGGAAACAAGCCUCGCGGCCGCGCAACCCGUUCGCGUACCACGGCCGAUGCAUCCGUCCGAGCCGGGAAAGAACGUCCCACGUCCGGCCGAGAACCAUCGGCCAAAUCUCAUCCGCUCGACCACGCCGGCCGACCGCGAAUCCGUCCGGCCCCGACCGUUCCGACUCGGCCCACGACCCGACUGUCCGGCCGAUCGUCCCGCACCGACCGUCCCAACGCCGCGGUCGACCCGAAGCCCUUUUUGAAGCCCAAACUUAUGUUUUCAAGCCCGGCUUAA